This is a messenger RNA of Clarias gariepinus (North African catfish), 4822 nucleotides long. It is a transcript of the gene srbd1, whose product is annotated as S1 RNA binding domain 1. Gene Ontology annotation, biological process: nucleobase-containing compound metabolic process; translation. The coding region runs from base 351 to 3242 and encodes 963 amino acids. NCBI's taxonomy places the organism in Eukaryota, Metazoa, Chordata, Actinopteri, Siluriformes, Clariidae. The record is from RefSeq and is a predicted model, not a curated record. The transcript has 20 exons. Gene Ontology annotation, molecular function: mRNA binding; structural constituent of ribosome.
ACUAACUAGUACACUUCUGCAGUACUCUACUUGUCCCUCUAAACUAUAAUCUCCAAAUAUAUUGGCAAUUUCUGCAGACUACUAACAGAGUAGUCGGUGUACAAAUAAAGCUUGAAAUGGUGACAGUUCAGUCAGUGUUUAGAUAUAAUAGCGCUGUUUAGGGAUAACAUUUAGCACAGUAGUAUGCACGCGACCUAGCGCAUAAGCUAACGAGCAGUCGUGGCUUACGCGCUAAAUUUGAACUCUGAGGUAACGUACUGUCUAGCCCACUGGACAGAGCAGGUCAGUUGGUUAUUUAUCAUUAAGUGUGUGUGUGUGUUGUCAUGGUGACCGUUAGAUAAAAUCUGAAGAUGCUGCGCAUUCGGAGAACUGUAACGGCGAAAGUGUACAAGGAACCGAGCACAGACGAUGACCCCAUAAACAGCUCAGGGAGUGAGGAGGAAACAGAGGAAUGGCGGCCAGAGAAGAAGACUGGAGGAAGAGGAAAGAGGAAGAAAGCUGAAACAGCUGAGGAGAAACCUGUGUCUAAACGAGCAGCCAAACCUAAAGAGCCCAAACCAAAGGCUGAGAGAAAGCCCAGAGCUCCAAGGACUCUUAAAGUAAAGGGAAGUGUCAAGAAAGUGAAAGGACAAGUGGAAAACAAUGCAGAUUUACAACAAGAUGAAUCCCUGCCACAAGUACGAGUUAAGGAAGAGAGACAGUCCAUUAGCAUGGGCAAGGUUUUCAACACCGAUGCUAUCACGCAUGAAGAGCCAUCGUCAAGUACACAGUUUUGUGGAGUGAAAAAGGAAGAGCCCUUGGAUGACUUUACUUUUGAUGAGCAAGUGCAGAAAAGGCAGAAGACCACAAGCGCGCCACAGGGCAGAGCAGUCAACUGGAAGUCUGCAAAUAUUUUACGGGACGAACUGCAGAUGUACUGGGAUCCCAUUCAGGUUUUAGCUGAGAAGAGUGGAGUGGAGCAGUGGGUCUGUAGUAACAUUGCUCAGCUCCUGCGGGAGGAGAAUACCAUCCCGUUCAUCGUGCGCUACAGGAAGGAGCUCAUCAACCACAUGGAUGCGGACGCUGUGAGGGAUGUGCAACUAAUUUUGGAGGAGCUCUGCUCAGUGGCAAAGAAAUCUCAGUCUAUUGCCCAAACCUUGAAGAAGGAAGGAUGCUUGACCUCUGAACUUGAGAAGACUCUAAAGAACUGCAAAAGUGCUGACGAACUGGACCAUGUGUAUGCGCCAUAUAGGAAGGGAAGUAAGUUGUCAAAGGCACAGCGGGCAAGGCAGCUUGGUCUUGAGACUGCAGCUCUAGCUCUUCUUCAGUCACCCCAAACACUUGAUCUUUACUCCUGGAUCCAACCCAACACUGAAGGUGUGUCCACUAUUGAGGAGGUUGCUACAGGUGUUGAGCAAAUUCUAGCUGAUAUGAUUGCCAAAGACAGCGAGACACUGACCUACAUCAGAUCACAGUGUGAUAAGAGUGAUGUGACGAUCCAGUCUGCUGUGUCAAAAACAGCUCUUAAAGAGCAGCAGCAGGCAGAUCAGAAGAGCAAGCCUAAAGACAUUUCAAACUUCAGCCUGUACAGUUCUUUCCGUUGUAGUGUCCAGCGAAUCCAGCACCACCAGACACUGGCCAUUAACCGAGGGGAGAAUCUGAAGAUUCUGUCAGUGAAGGUUAACAUCCCCGACUGGGUGAAGGCUGACUUCUGCAGGUGGUGUGUCAACGUCAGGUGGAGGCCACAGGGCUUUGCACGUCCAGAGCUGAUGAAAAUUUUAAACAGUGCUGUAGAGGAUUCCUACAAAAGACGUCUAGUGCCCUUGCUCAGCAGAGGCUACAGGACCAAGCUGACCACCAGUGCCGAGAAGGAGUCCGUUGCUAUGUUUGUGCGUAAUCUUCGACAGCGGCUGUUGGUGUGCCCUGUUCGCGGUUGUGUCCUCAUGGGAGUGGAUCCUGGAUAUCGCCAUGGCUGCAAACUGGCAAUCCUCUCACCCACCAGUCAAAUUCUGCACACAGAUGUGGUGUACCUGCAUGGCUCAGGCAGGAACAGAGAGGCAGACAAACUGCGCCACCUCAUGCUUAAACAUAGCUGCCAGACUGUUGUCAUAGGAAAUGGCACAGCAUGCAGAGAGACUGAAUCUUUUUUUGCUGAUCUCAUCAAAAGUGGCUUUUUCAAACCUUUGGAUGUGUCCUACUGUAUUACUAAUGAAGCUGGAGCAUCUAUCUAUAGUGUCAGUCCAGAGGCAGUAAAAGAGAUGCCAGACCUGGAUCCAAACCUGAGGAGUGCAGUAUCGAUUGGAAGACGUGUACAGGACCCCUUGGCUGAGCUGGUCAAGAUUGACCCAAAACACAUCGGCAUCGGUACUUACCAGCAUGACGUGUCGCAGACCUUGCUGAGGACGGCGCUGGACGGUGUGGUGCAGGAGUGCGUGAGCUUCGUGGGAGUGGACAUCAACAUCUGCUCUGAGACAUUGAUGAGACAUGUUGCAGGUUUGAAUGCAGGCCGGGCACGAAGCAUCAUAGAAUGGAGAGAAAAGAACGGGCCUUUUUUUAACCGAGAGCAACUGAAGCUGGUCAAAGGCCUUGGCCCAAAGAGCUUCCAGCAGUGUGCGGGCUUCAUCCGCAUCAACCCACAGUCCAUGCGCAGCUUUGUCUCAGGUGAAAUCUCAAAUUCUGCAACUGUCGAGAAGUCAACAGCUAAGAAGAGCAAAGGCAUCAGCAACAAACCUAAUCCUCUGGACCAAACAUGCAUCCAUCCUGAGUCAUACAGUCUCGCCAUGAGGUUUUUGUCUCAGAUUGGUUGGAGUUUGGACCACUUGGGCAGUGCUGAGCUCCAGCAGCAAGUUAAAAGCACAGUUAUGAGUCAUGGUCUGGAGAGCUUGGCCCAGGCUCUCGACACCUGCCCUGAAACUUUGCAGCUCAUCGUGGAUGGCCUCAGUCAACCACCUGGCGUUGACAUUCGUCAAGACUUUGAACAAGCAGUCUUUAAGAGAAGUAUCGUGUCCAUGAGUGAUCUCCAUGAGGGCACGGUUCUUACAGGGCGUGUGGAAAAUACUGCUUUAUUUGGGGCAUUUGUGGACAUCGGAGUGGGCCGGGCGGGCCUCAUUCCAAAGCGCUACAUCACUCCAGAUAAACUGCCUGCUGACAAGAGGCGAAGAAGUUUAGCUAUAGGACCAGGAGAGCGAGUUGAAGUCCGGGUUAUGAAUGUGGAUCUUCAGAGGAGCCGGAUCACCUUAGACCUAAUUAGAGUUCUUAGAUAGGAUUCCAAUAUUUGACAUUCUACAUAAAAUAAGUAAUAAUAAAAUCUAGAAACACUUUGUAAUUUAGAUUCACAUCUGGUCAUAACUGCAUUGUUCUGAAAAAUCACGUUAAGAAGUUGUUGUUGCAGUUUUUUUUUUUUUUUUUUUUGGAUAUUUCAAAAUAAAUGAUAAAUAACCCUAAAGGGAAAUGACCUCAAAUAUGUUUUUGUGUACAGUAUAUGUGCUUUUAUAAUCAACAUGUAAUCAAAUAUGUACAUUAAUUGGAGUACUUCCAAGUGGCUUGUUCACCUCUGCUUAGGAGAUCAUGAUUUUGAAUCUUUACAAUACCCCAGCCAGAAGUAAGCAAUGAUGGCUAUACUCUCUAAGAAAGUUGGCAUACUCUCAUAAGUCACUAAGGGAAUGUUCUUCACAUAUGUAGAAGAAAAAAGCUAGUGCUCUCUGUAUACUAUGUUAUGCUGCCCUGUGAUGCAGCAUUAGGAGCCGAUCUAAAGUGUGCAAAGGAAGCAGAUCUUCAGGUUGGUUCUUUCUUUUUUGCUUGGUAAAUGCUGUAUGAUAGGGUAGAAUUGGCUAGUGGGUUAGCAGGCUACUAGUGCAGGAGGGAUAGCUGAACUUUAAUAGUAAAUGGAGCCGUCUUAUAUCUAUAGAUGAUCAGCUUUUCGUUUUCCAGUUCAUUAAGAAUAACCAAGCAUGCAAAUCUCAAAAUUAUUCUAGCAGAAUUUCUAAUGAAAUGACACUGAAGUAAUUCCUGAGGAAGGCAGCACGGUGGUGUCCGGCUGCCACCAGUGCAAAAGCUCUUGCAGCUGCCACCCGACCAAAUCCCGGCCAGGUUCGAUUCCUGUCUGUGUGUGCAUGUUCACCCCGUGCUUGGUCGGUUUCCUCCUGGUACUCCGGUUUCCUCUCACAGUCCAAAGACCUGCAGAUAAGGCUAAUUGCCGUUCCCAAAUUGCCCAUAGUGUGUGAAUGAGUGUAUGAACGUAUGUGCCCUGCGAUGGAUUGGCACCCUGUUCAGGUUGUACCCCGCCUCAUGCUUUAAGUCUCUUGCGAUUCUGAAUACAGGAUAUAGCGAUAUAGAUAAUGAGUAAGUGAGUAUUUCCUGAAGACUUUUUUUAUGGUACCUUUAUCUGACUAGGUAAAAAAAAUAAAAAAACAUUGCAUUGUAUAUGUUUUCUUCAAGAUGGUGUUGCUGUGGCAGAUAAAAUUAGAUUUUUUGAUCGACGGGCUAUUAGUAUCUGCACAGAAAAGGGUUGUCCAAGUAGCUUCCAGACUGCAAUAUGACUGACGGAGCCAUGGGGAAAACACUUAACCCAAUUAUCCCAAGCUAGCCAUGUGCUAAUCAGCCCAUUCAAAUAUUCCCUCUUUUCUAUUAUCCAAUCUGUUUGUAUAUAUAUGGCACAAAUGAAGAAAUGGAUAAAUAAAGACCCCAUGAUAGCCUGAACACUUCCUGGCAACCAGAGAGAAAAGCAAAUCAGGGUGUAAAAUUUGCAUUUUGUUGCUUUUUUUUUUUGUUGUUGUGGAGAUGUUUUAUUAAAUCAACCUGCACUGAAUAAAGUCAUAUUGUCAAAUGUGGACCAUCAUCCUAC